AGUUUCAGAGGGAUAGUGAGAGAGGACGAGAGAAGUGGGGGAGGAGGGGAGAAUGGUGAGAGGAGGAUUUUGUUAAGACUACCAGCAGACCGACGAGCCUGAAUGCCAUGGGUAUGCCUGAACGACAGUUGGUGGGCUGAUAUAAACUGGAACAGCACGAAGCUGAACAGUUUCCCCAUUGAACAGGAUCUUCUCCCAUAGUGGAUUUAAAGGCCAAAGUAGUAAAGCAUGAUGCAGAGGGAGGAUGAGUCUGCACGGGAGGAGUUUAGCUACACUCAUAUUCCCACCCUGGAGCGAGCAAGUGGCGGUGGCACACUGGGUCGACGGCUGGACAGAGAGAGGGACAGAGUGGAAAGGGACAGCUACAUAGUGGAUGUAAGAGCCAGUGAUUUGGAGUUGGACCAGGCUGAGCCGUUACAUCCAUGUUUCAGUUACCGAGCCUGGCUAUACAGCAUCCUUAUAGGGUGUAGUCUGCUGAUCACAGCAGGUUUCUCUCUUUACCUGGGCAAUGUGUUUCCUGAUGCAAUGGACUACUUACGUUGUGCAGCUGGAGCGAGUAUCCCAGCUGCAGCAGUGAGCUUCGCUAUCGCCACAAACUGGCGAGUUGCAGUGUCGGAUUUUCAACUGGUCUACGUGUCCACAUUUGCUGUGACAACCACAUGCCUAGUAUGGUUUGGCUGCAAGCUGGUUCUUAGCCCAUCAGCCAUCAACAUCAACUUUAACCUGAUCCUGCUUACUCUGCUAGAAGCCCUCAUGGCCAGUACUGUCAUCCUGUCAGCUCGCUCCGUAGAGGAUUGCUGCAGCCACAGCAAGCAAGGAUAUAAUGGCCCUGUGGCUGUGAGUCCUCCUAAAUUUCCUUCACGUCUUCUCAAAGCUUAUGCUGUGAUAGAGGUGAUACUUGGGAUCUCUGCAGUAUUCGGUGGUAUUAUUGCCCUCAACAUGGAUGCUCUGCUCCCAGGGCCUUACAUCUCUGUGACAUUUUUCUGGAUUCUCGUGGCUUGUUUCCCGAGUGCCAUAGCCAGUCAUGUGGUGUCAGAAUACCCCAAAAAAUGCCUGGUGGAGACAUUGAUUGCCAUCAGCAGUGUCACAUCACCACUGCUGUUCUCUGCCUCUGGCUUUUUGUCUAACAGUGUGUUGAGUUUUAUUGAGAUCUUCCAGCAUGAGGUUCCCAUAGCCAAGCAAUCAUAUGACAUCCUCCUGUUGAUUCUGAUGGUACUGCUGCUGGUUCAGGCAGGCCUAACGCUGGCCACUGUGGUACACUGUGCCUCUUAUAAGGGUCAGCUGCGUAUAGGAGCACCAGAGUGGGAUGACAAUCAACUGGAUCCACACCAGUAUGAGCAGGGAUCCUGUGGCACACUGCAAGAGUUUGACAAAGAGAAGGCCUGGAAGGCAGUGGUAGUGCAAAUGGCCCAGUGAGCACAAGCACAGGGAGUAAAGAGAACAAACUAGAAAUGAAAAAUAAAUGUGAGUGGAGGAGGACAUUGGAAGGUGAGGGUAAUGAAAGGAUAAGGGAAAGAGAGCACACAAACAUGGGAAACUGGAGGAGGACAUAACAAAGAAGGAGGAGGAGGUCGGUAAUGGUUCAUGAAUUUGUCAGUGUGCCCUUGUCAAGGGAGAUAAUGCCAUUUAUUGCAUAGAUUAUUUGUGUUAAAAAUACAAAGGUAUCAAGGAUUUAAAACAGGCAAUGACCAUAUAGCUGGUCUUAUCAGUCAUGUAAAAAGAAUCAUCAUCAUGACUGUUCAGAAUUUUGUGAAAAAAAUCAGCUGAGAUUGUUGGGGUUUUAACAGAAGAAAAACACUAAUGAUGUAUGCAUUUAUAUAAACCUGGAUUCAUAUUAAAAUAAGAGAACACUUGUCAAGGAAUUUACUUAAACUUUAGAUUCCAGCUAUUGCUAUAUAGCAUGCAUAAAUGUAGGAAACUACUGACUACAUUUACGGUAUAUGUCUGCUAGGGGUGUAACGGUAUUCGUACUGAAAUUUUACGGUACAGGGCUUUCGGUUUAGUACACACAUUCCGGAUGCAAUACUUUUUCGGUGUGGAACAAAGUUACAAUCCCUCAGGAUUGUAUUAAGUGGUUGACCGCAAGUUUGUUUAGUUUUUACCUCGCACUUUGAGCACAUUUUUUAUUACUAUUAUCAAACUUGUAAACAUACACAACAAUGCCAGGGGUAUAGGAAAGGAACUAGAGUUAGCGCAGUGUCACUGUGGCUACACACUCCGUACCUGAAAAAAGAUUUGUAUAUUAAAAGGGGAAAAUCCUGUCAAUUCUGCAUAUCGAGGGAGUGGAUGGAUGAUACUGUAGAUGGAAGGAAUGAAGACAUUUGUUAAAGUAUGCUGAAUUAAGCAGAACAGUUAAGUAAGUCAUAUUUUUAGAAAAUGUAAUAUUAAA
Messenger RNA from Silurus meridionalis, 2389 nucleotides. RefSeq names its product modulator of VRAC current 1 (gene mlc1). The record is from RefSeq and is a predicted model, not a curated record. NCBI's taxonomy places the organism in Eukaryota, Metazoa, Chordata, Actinopteri, Siluriformes, Siluridae. Gene Ontology annotation, biological process: regulation of response to osmotic stress. Bases 229 to 1416 code for a protein of 395 amino acids. The transcript is spliced from 12 exons. Gene Ontology annotation, cellular component: plasma membrane; endoplasmic reticulum; cytoplasmic vesicle.